Messenger RNA from Pocillopora verrucosa, 1740 nucleotides. RefSeq names its product carbonyl reductase [NADPH] 1-like. Lineage: Eukaryota; Metazoa; Cnidaria; Anthozoa; Scleractinia; Pocilloporidae. The record is from RefSeq and is a predicted model, not a curated record. Gene Ontology annotation, molecular function: oxidoreductase activity, acting on the CH-OH group of donors, NAD or NADP as acceptor.
CAAAUGGUACCCAGUCUUUAGGCAGUUUCACACAUCACCUUGACGAAACAAAGUGGUCGACAUGUCUUCCUCAAAAGUUGCAGUGGUUACUGGUGCCAAUAAAGGCAUAGGUUAUGCUAUUGUUCGAAGACUCUGCAAAGAAUUCCCAGGAACAGUAAUUUUGACAGCACGAGAUGAGCAAAGAGGCAAGGAGGCUGUCAAACAAUUAAGUGGUGAAGGACUCACAGUGUCAUUUCACCAGUUAGACAUUAUUUCAUUAGAAAGCAUUGAAAAGUUUAGAAAGUUCGUUCAGGAACAGUAUGGUGGCAUUGAUGUUCUUGUUAACAAUGCAGCAAUAGCCUACAAGAUGGCAUCUACAGCUCCAUUUACAGAACAGGUUGAAGUGACUCUGCGCACAAACUUUCAGGGCACUCUUGACGUCUGCCGUGCACUUUUCCCUCUUUUGAGACCACAUGCAAGGGUAGUGAAUGUGUCCUCCAGGGCUGGACGUUUGGCUCAGGUGUCAAAAGAAAUUCAAGAGAAGUUUACUUCUCCAACUUUGACUGAAGAAGGCCUUAUUUCCUUGCUGGAUCAGUUUGUGCAAGAUGUAAAGGAUGGCGUCCAUAAGCAGAAAGGAUGGUCCAACUCAGCUUAUGGUACAUCAAAAAUAGGUUUGACAGCUCUUAGCAAGAUACAGGCGAGGGCAUUGACAACAGAUCCAAGGGAGGACAUUUUAUUAAAUGCUUGUUGUCCUGGAUGGGUGCGGACUGAUAUGGCUGGAUCAAAGGCUCCCAAAAGUCCUGAUGAGGGUGCAGAAACACCUGUCUACCUUGCCCUCUUGCCACCAAAUGUUGGCAAACCUCAUGGGGAGUUUGUUGCUGAGAAGGCUGUGCAUGAGUGGUAACCCAGUGCACAUCAAUAGUAACCUAGUAACCUGUCUGCGCACACUUCAGAAGAGAAGUGCCAACCUGUCAUCCUGUGGCUAAAUAAGAAAAAGGCCACUAUUAAAUGCAAAAAUAUGUUGCAAUAUAUAUCCAUAGACAUUAUUUCAUUGCACAAAAUUGGGCUAUUGUUUUUAAAUCACUCUUGUUUCUUUCAUACCUUUAUCUGUGGCAGAAAGUAAAUGUGGAACAAGCAAUUAUUUUAGAGGUGUCUUUGCAUGGAAACUUUGUAGUUUGUCAGAAGAAUUGGUAAAUAAUUUUCUUUUUAGUGGUUUCAAAUUGUUUCAGUGUCAAAGAAAAGGUAGAUAGUCCAUUGUAGUGCAGGGUUCUUAACUAGUCUUUAUCAAUUAAACAGAUGUACCAGUAGUUGUAACAGGCUGUUAGUUUUUAAAAGAAUUGCCAACAAUGUUGUGAUGUGAUUAGGGAAUGAUAUUGUCAAAGAGAACAAAACUAGCAAUAAAUAGUAGAUGAUGAUAAGAGAUGAUAAAUUAUUUGAUUGCAUAUUUUGUCUUGUUUGUAGAUGUACUACUUCUUUUCUUUGUUAGCCAACACAUGUAACACAUUCCUUUGUCAAUUGCUUAAGGCUAGAAAAUCAGUGAUAAAGAACAUGUUCAGUUGAUUUAGUUUUCAUACCAAUCCUCCUAGAUGUUCAAAUGCAUGGCUGCAUUACAAUCCUUUAAUAUGUGAUUUGCACUUGUGCAAGUUCUCCCAGAACAUCUGGUUACCUGUAGAAGGUCAAAAAUCUGAAAGAAAAUAAUCACUUUAUGUUUUAACUCUUAGAUAAUCAUAAUCUUUCUUAAUAAAAAGGGUUGCACUUUUA